AUGUGUCUAGAUGUGAUUAAGAUCCCAAGAAUUAAGAACGAGGACUGGAGAGAAGAUGAGAGAACAGAAUUGCAUGUUUUAUGUGAUGAUCUCGAGACAGGUUAUGGGGCCGUCGCCUACGCGUGGUAUGUUCCAGCAAGAAAACCGACAUACAGCGUUUUGCUAUUCGGCGACAUCGUAUUGGUAGCACUUGAAACCACAACACGUGGCAACUGGCCCAUGGGCAUCAUGGAUGCAUUCGAGGGAGACGGAGAUGGACUCGUACAAACGGCUGGGGUGCAUACGGUGGCGGCAAGACAUGAAGAGAUGUAA
Messenger RNA from Echinostoma caproni, 312 nucleotides. The record is from the annotation of a GenBank genome assembly. Lineage: Eukaryota; Metazoa; Platyhelminthes; Trematoda; Plagiorchiida; Echinostomatidae.